ACAGGAGCUGUUACUGUCAGCGGCUGUCAACAGGAGACGGACUGGUCAAGAGCCGUUCUCCAGCACAGAGGGCAUUGGCGCGAUCAGCACAGGAGCCAGGGACACAGGCUGGCUGGCGCUCGGCUUAGCUCAGUACCAAACCGCUAAACAGCAAAAUCCUCUGGGGUGGGGUGGGGGAAAAGACGGUCUCAUUAUCCCGCUCGGCGCUGUGUCUGAGGCAGCUGGCCUGGCUGCACAUUAAUAGCUUACGCUGAGGAUUGGCGAUUGUUAACAGGGAGGAGAGCUUUAGCUGGAUCCAUGCUGGUAAAGGGCCACUGAGUCCCGCUGAGCCAGUGGAGGACGCAUCCUUUAGGGGGGACCUGCACUUUUUUCCCCUCCCGGUUACAUAUUUUCUUACAAGCCCAGGUUGCUUCCACAUUAGAAAGGACAUUCGUUAAGACCUGCCACCAUGGAUGAAUGGGACCUCCCGCAGUGGAAGAAGGAAGUAGACAGCCUGAAAUACCAACUGGCUUACAAGAGGGAGAUGUCUUCUAAAACAAUACCUGAGUUGAUGAAGUGGAUAGAAGAUAGCAUUCCAGAAGACCCAUUUCUGAAUCCAGAGCUGAUGAAAAGCAACCCUUGGGUGGAAAAAGGAAAAUGUACCAUACUCUAAUGUACCUAAAUCCAACUUCACUCCCAAGCGGCCGUGGCUGACAAAAUGGCUUCCUCCUGAGAUAUUCAAGUUUGCAUUAACUCUGAAUGUAAAUUUUUUUUAUUAGUUUCCUAAUAUGACUAACUGUACAAACACUAUCCUCAUCUUGUCUUAUUAUUUUUAUUAGUAGAAGCAAUUCUUUUUUAUACUGAAAAAGCACAUGCCAUAAGAGUAAAUUGGUAAGAGAUGCAAUGUAUUGGAGAAUGGCUGAUUAGCAGCAUCAGAAUGGGGACUUGAAAAGCAAUGUCAAACAACGGGCGGAAGCUCUCUCUUGAUUAAUCCUGUAGUUUUCAAUUAAGCUUGAGCUUAACUAUGCUUCUGUGAACC
Chelonia mydas (Green sea turtle) is the source of this 1018-nucleotide messenger RNA. It is a transcript of the gene GNG13, whose product is annotated as G protein subunit gamma 13. NCBI's taxonomy places the organism in Eukaryota, Metazoa, Chordata, Testudines, Cheloniidae. The transcript has 3 exons. Gene Ontology annotation, cellular component: heterotrimeric G-protein complex. The record is from RefSeq and is a predicted model, not a curated record. Gene Ontology annotation, molecular function: G-protein beta-subunit binding. Gene Ontology annotation, biological process: sensory perception of taste; phospholipase C-activating G protein-coupled receptor signaling pathway. Bases 449 to 652 code for a protein of 67 amino acids.